GGUGUCUCGCCCUUCAGUCGGAGCGGAGCGGCGCCGGCGGCACUUCCGGAUAUGAAUGGGGAGAGGAGCCUGUGCACGCUGGUGGACCUCCAGCCUGAGGGGGACGGCCCAGACAGUGUGAAAAUACUACGCUUGACCCUCCAGAAUGACCUUCCUGGGGAGAGGCGGGAGCAAGCAAAGCCAAAGCCCGUAGGACGCGCUUUCGCCAUGGUGGCCAACCGGCCCACGAGCAGCCGCACGCUGGCCUCCGAAUGCAUCAAGUCCAGCAACGGGGACGAAGAGAUCAUCAAGGUGUACCUCAAAGCCCGGGCCGAGGACAAGGCCAAGCACGACAAGGGCCUCCUCCACCGGUUGAAGAGCGACAGCAGCCUCCCCCAAGAGCCACAGCCAGAGAAACCGAAUGGGGUCCGCCUUCACCGAAACGCCUCGCAUCGCAGCCUCUCUGCCAGCCAGCCUACCGUCUGCCGGCAGGACGACCCCGCGUAUCCCAGCGAGGACAUCUCCAUCAUGCGCGAGACCACACGGAGGCUCUUCUCGAAGCUGCAGGAGGCCGAGAAGCGGCACCAGUCGGACCGGGCGGCCUACGAGACGUCCAUCUCCCAUUACCGCAGGGAAGCGGAGCAGUCUGGCUCGGCUCUCCGGAAGGCGGAAAUGGCGCUGGAAGGCAAAGACGUGAAGCUGGACGAACUGCAGAGGCUUCUCACGGGGAUGGAGAAGGAGCACCAGGUCCUGCUGCAGAAGAUGCAAGACGGCGAGUCGGAGCUGGAGCGGCUGCGGAGCCUCGAGGGAGACAGGCUGGCGGAACAGGAAAGGUCGGCCAAACUGGAGAAGGAAGUGGCCACUUUGCGGGAGAAGAUCCACCACCUGGAUGACAUGCUCAAGAGCCAGCAGCGCAAAGUCCGGCAGAUGAUCGAACAGCUUCAGAACUCCAAGACGGUGAUUCAGUCCAAAGACUCGAUCAUUCAGGAGCUCAAAGAGCGGGUGGCUUAUUUGGAGGCCGAGAACCUGGAGAUGCACGACCGCAUGGAGCACCUCAUCGAGAAGCAAACCAACCCCGGGACCCUUAGCACCAAGUCCCGGUCGAAAUCAGAGUAUGCCAGCAGCAAGAGGUUUGCCAAGCCCGUGAGCCCCAAGCCGUUGCCGCUCAUCCGCCUGGUGGAAACCUGAACCUCGGAAAGGAAGAGGAACCCACUCCGAGCUUCUCGGGAGCCCGUGCCGCCAGCCGCUUUGCCCUGCCGCUUCUCGAACCCGCAGCCGCCGGGGGAAACGUCGGCGCCCCUCCGAAUGUGGCCGAGGCCCCUUUUCCCCAGGAUCUAGGAACGUACAAGGGACAGUCGAAAUCCACUAUUCAUUAUGGAUUUUUUUUUUUGCCGUGUCAGGAGCGACCUGAGAAACUGCAAGUCGCUUCUGGUGUGAGAGAAUUGGCCGUCUUCAUUAUGGAUGCAUUGUGAAAAGCCUCCCUUUUGCGCCCUUCCAAAGAAGGUCAGACGUAAACAGACCUAGGUUUCCUUGCUUCGAACCCAAUCAAGAGGGGAGAAUAUUAUUUUUCAAUAGGGCCACAUUUAAUAAAAUCUGAUGUGCCUAUUGUGUAACUUAGCAUAGUGUGUGCGUGUGUGUAUAUAUAAAUAAAUGCUCAAUUGUGUUUAAAGUA
Molecule: messenger RNA, 1651 nt
Organism: Anolis sagrei ordinatus
Lineage: Eukaryota; Metazoa; Chordata; Lepidosauria; Squamata; Anolidae
Gene: TUFT1
Product: tuftelin 1
Biological process (GO): intracellular signal transduction
Cellular component (GO): cytoplasm; intracellular anatomical structure
Source: RefSeq, a predicted model, not a curated record